Messenger RNA from Diorhabda sublineata, 2570 nucleotides. RefSeq lists its product as uncharacterized. Lineage: Eukaryota; Metazoa; Arthropoda; Insecta; Coleoptera; Chrysomelidae. The transcript has 4 exons. Bases 1847 to 2479 code for a protein of 210 amino acids. The record is from RefSeq and is a predicted model, not a curated record.
GUGACAAUUUGAUUGUUAAGUGGGGAAAUUCUAAAAUGGACUUAACCCUUUAGCACUGGACCAUUUAAAUGCAAUGCUGGUGCCCAAUUUGAAGAGAAAAGCAAAUUCUCAAAUAAUUGCGGACAAUAUGUAUUAUAAAUUCGUUUGACGAAACCAAAAUAUCAACAACGGUUUUGGCGUCAAGUUAACCUUCCCGCGGCAGACGGCAGGGAGGUUAACUAAGUUAGACAUCAUCGCCCACGGAAUAAUCUUUAGUCCGAUGACGACUCGCAAAAAAAUAAGCCCGUCAGCUGACUGACAUCAACUGAGAAGCAUUUCUUUUCUUCAGAGAUAUCCGAGUUAGGAAACAAAUAAGUUAAUUCAGCAAGAUUAAUGAUUUGCAAUUUUGAACAAAUUUAGAUCAAUGACUCCGCCAGCCCACUAAGUAGUUUUUUGUAAAUGAAAUGGUGUUUCAUCAAAAGAUUGUUCAAUUAGAGAUUCCAUUCCAUUCGCUAUAUUGGCAGUGCAUGCGAUUGUUUUUUGACUUUAGCUCCUACGAGAGAUGUAUCUUAAAAGCUCUAUACCAAGGCCGUUAUAUCUUGAAUAAAAAGAAAGGAUACAAUCCUUGAUUGAUUGAACCAUUAUUUAGAUGAGAAGUUUCAACAAUUCACAAGCGUUGAUCUGGUGUUGUUUUUAGCAUGAUGAAAUGUUGAUCCAAAUUAAACAGAAAAACACCUAUCAGCUAUCAAAUUGGCUGUGAAAUAAAGCAGUGAACGUUGUGAAAGUCUGAAAAAAACAUCAUAUAUUUUAUCUUAUGAAUGGCAGGGCAGGUUGAUUUUUUUCUGAAUAGAUGAGUAUCUUACUUUUAGGUUUUUGCUCAAACGUCAUAACCAUAACAUCUCAGCCUUGUAGAUCUCAUUUAAAUAAACCUUAGGUAAAGUAGCUAACAUAUAUUAAUCCAUUAGAAAUAAUAGUAACACAUUUUGUCGAAUAUCUUUGCUGGUUUGCCAUAAUAUGAUAAUAUAUAAGGUUAUUCAAGUAAAAUUCCAUAACAUUUGUUAACUUGAUUUUUCUUUUAAUUCGUGAAAAAUUGAUAUCCAAUAUUUUGAAAAUUUCACCAUUUCACAGACCCUAUAGAAAUGAUAAUCAAGAUUUUGAUAUUGCUAUUAAAGAAAAUCCACGUUAGGAGACACUGCAUCCAUUUAGUUCCUAUUUUUUUUUAUAACUCUUUUCAGCCUCAUCAAUUUUAUAUUGUCAAAAACUGGUUACACACUACAAAAUAUUACUGCAAAUCUAUUUGAAUAUUCAAUCAUGAAACCAUAAUCAUGAGGUGUAGGGCUCUUUUAUAAGAAUUGUAGCAUACUUUUGCUCCGUGUUGCGUUUGAUCUUUUUUCCUUUCUAUUUAUCCUCUUUUGUCUCAGCUACUGCUUUCACAGUUUCAAUCUAUGUUUUUCUUGAUUUUUUCCUAUAGUUUUUACCUGCUAUUUUCGAUUCGACUAGUACAAAUAAAUGACUGAAAAAUGAUUCCUACGUUGCAUAUUCAUUCAGUUCUUUUUCAAAUAUGCCACAUAAAACAGAAAUAUUUAGAUUGUAAAAUGUCACAUCUACUACCAUGGUCAUUUGAAAAACUUCAUGUCAAGUCAAAAUAACUUUUUUAACUGUAAAAAGGAAUAUUAAACAUUAAAAACUAUCACAAUCUCUCGAUUUGUGGUCGUAUGAUUGAGUUAAUUACUAUCGUAGUUUAAUUUAUUUUUUCAAUUUUCAAAAACACCAAACAUAACUAAUAGUCUCGUCAUUACUUGAAUUUACAAAAUUCAUGAGUUUGAUAGAAAUAAGUUGCUCUUAUUCUUUGUUUUAGAGUUCUUCUAUGUGUGUUGCGAAGUUACUAGAAGCGGAUAAGUUUAUUCCUACUGAUAUACUGAAAGGUCUGUCACAUUUGGACACGCAUUUUCAGAAUUCGACUAAUAAGUUGCUGAAUACGCACUUCAAUACGGUUAAUGAUAAAGUUAAUUACGUGAAUGAACGCUUAACAGGAAUUGCAUCAAAUAAUUAUACGAAUCAAGAAAUUAUCCAAAAGUGUAUAACAGAAAAAAAACUAUCAGAAAUCCAGGCAAAUGAAAUUAAUUCACAGAUAAAACGAUGUGCUACAGUUAUACAAGCCCAAUAUGUAAAUGUUAUGUCAACAAGUUAUAAUGACGUUCAAGUAUUCGUAAGUUUUGCAACCGUGAUUUGGAAUGACAUAAAAAAAUGUGGAUUGAAUGAUAGUUGUAGGUGGCAAAUUGUUUUGGACACUAUUAACGAAACUGGACAGCUACCUUCGAAAGUAUUUUCUCUGGCAGCGAAAAUUCAAGCGCUUGUUUUAGAAACAAUUAUAGCCAUAAAUAGUUGUGCUAUUGACGGAUUGAAGAAAGUGAAUGCUGCUACUUUGGACGCAACAGAACAAAUAUUCAACUGUAUUGCCAAAGAAACUUCAAACAACAGUUGUAGCUAUUUGACUUGAACUGAAAUUAUUUUCAAUUAUAGCUUAUAUUUUCAAUGUUUUGUGACGAGAGAGUAUCAAAUUUGUACCUAUUAAAAUAUUUUAUGAAGUA